AUGGCAAACAUAUUGGACCUCUCCAAUGAACUCAUACUACAGAUUAUCUCUUAUAUCAGACCACGGCCGCCCGUACUACCUUGUGGGCUUCCCACACACGUCUGGCCGAAGGUAUUGAAGAGCCACAACCAAAAGUCUUUCAAGCAAGCACAGCAGCUUUAUUGUAUCGUUUUGUCAUGUCGCCGCUUCCAUGACCUUGCAACGGGAAUCCUGUACAGCUAUAUUCCCCUGAUGGAUUCAACCGUUCGAAGCCAAAAGCUGCUACAGACCCUGGAAUGGGGAACCGCAAUUUGCGAUUACAUACAGCAUGUUUCCAUCAAUGUACGCGGGAUCAGCUCCGCAGAGGUAUUCCACCAGUUGUUUUUCUGGUUACCUAAAGUUCACACCAUAGAUCUCAAGAAUUAUGAUGCUUGGGAUACGGAGCCAUGGGAUGAAAACAACCAAUACGAUGUUCAGGGGUCUCCCGUCAAAGUCCUUCGGCUGGUGGAAUGCGGCGCGCACGAGGAUCCAUUGCACGAAAUACUCAGUUUCCCCAGUGCUCUGAGAGAGCUGUGGUAUGACGUCGUCCAAAUUGAAUGGUCUGGUCACUGGGGGGAUACGGCACCUGUAGACUUCUCAUGUGCAGCUAUCAAGCGCUCGUUAGGCCACCAGAUACACUCUCUCGAGAAGUUAGUCUUCACUCGGCCACGGCAAGACCAUGAAGGACUUGGCUACAAUGAUCAGCUUGACAUUUCAGAUCUUACGGCCUUACGGAGCUUGUGCAUCAAUCAAGUCUUCCUAGUCGGUUACCAUUCCGACCUCAACAUCAGAGAACAUAUGCCUAGCUCCCUGGAAGAAUUGGAUGUCUUCUUCGAUGACGCAGGUUAUCUGAGUUUCCUGAGUCAUGAUGCACCAGCGCCGGUGUGGCUAUUCGGACUGCUGAAUCAGCCGAGAGACGAAAAGAAUAGCAACAGACCGUCUUUUACCCCAGAACUAAAGAGAAUGCGUAUCGUCUCACAGGAAUGGUGGCCUGAGUACAGUGAGGAAAGCGAAGGCGAGAGCAUGAGUGAAGGUCAUGAUGUGGGUAACGACGACAUGAGUCUCGACGAGUCUCGGUUGCGCACCAAUGCCGAUUAUCCCUGGAAACCUCCGAGAGUCCUGCUAAGAGCGUUGUCUCAGUCCAACUUGGCAAAACUGAGUUGGAGCAUCUACCUGCAUGGCAGCCGCAGAUGUUCUUACGUGCCAGAGGGUGGUAGUGGUUUCACAACCGAGUGGGAAGAGUCCUGGGACCCAGAGGAAAGAAUAAUUGCUUAG
This is a messenger RNA of Truncatella angustata, 1293 nucleotides long. RefSeq lists its product as uncharacterized. Lineage: Eukaryota; Fungi; Ascomycota; Sordariomycetes; Amphisphaeriales; Sporocadaceae. The transcript has a single exon. The record is from RefSeq and is a predicted model, not a curated record. The coding region runs from base 1 to 1293 and encodes 430 amino acids.